UUUGGGUCCAGAAUAAGGCUUUAAGGGGUUUAGAAAUGCUAAAUUAUUGUAUUAGGAUUGCUAUUGGAGAAAUAUUGAUUGUAUGAUAUUUCUUAGAGUAUAUGGUUUGCGAUCCCUCCAUCCAUUCAUCCAAUCUUUUAGUCAUAAUACAUAUAGGUUACUUUUGCAGAGAGGAUAAGAAAAGCUAGUGUUCAUCCAGUCGAUAAGAAGCCAAGCACUAAGGCUGUGCUCUCCACUUGCCCACUGACUAAAAUCAAGCAGAAGCUAGUUUCUCUCCUUGAAAAAGUUAUGGGUAAUCUCCCUAUUACAAAAACAGGGCUUAAUGCAGAUCCAGAGGACAUUAUUGAGAAGGCCAAGCAGAACGAAGAGGUGCAGUCAACCCCAUUUCUGGAAAGGCAGAUAAUGUGGGUGAACGAAGGCCUUGAAAUCAUCAAAGAAAUAAACAAUAAUAAUACCUCUGACCAAAAUCGAGAAUCUGGUGAAGAAGAUGAGAAAGGUGAUAUUAUAAAUGACCUUGCUUCCCUUAAUGAAGAAGCUAAAGAAGACCUUCCAAAUUUGAAAUUGGACCCUAAAACUAAACCUGCUGAGUCUUGUUUCAGCUUCAAAAAUGCUGAAGGGGUUCAUAACAACUUGGGUUUUGAGAUAGCCCUGAAGAAGAAGCCUUCCAGGAAGGAAUCUUUGAACUCAGAUUGUGAGAAAAGGAAGGCAAUCGUGAAUAAGAUUGCGUGUUUUGCCAGAAAACCUAGUGAAAAGCUCUCCAAUUUAGUGCCCAGUCAACACAAUCUGAAGAGAUCAAACUCUUGAGAAGAUGUGAGGAUCUUUGAGAGACUCCAUAAUUUAAGUGAAGUGUCCAACCUGUCCACUUGUUCACAGAAGAGUUUCAAGGAUUCUGAUUAUUUUUACCAAGACCCAGACCAGAAGUCUCCCAUAAAGUUGUUGGAUAAUCCUAAAAGACAACAAUAUCAAGGGGGUUAUUCUGGAAAUUCUAGCCUGGAUAGAAUAAAUAGCUCUUAUGGAAUAAUGAGUCCACAGCUCACCUUAACUGAGAUGACAAAUCCUCCUCCAAUUCCGUUGCAGAGAUGGAUCCCAGAUGAGUUCUCAAAGAAAUGUAUGAGAUGCAAGAGGGAAUUCGACCUCUUCGUCCGCAAACAUCACUGUAGGAGAUGUGGCCAUCUCCUCUGCUAUAGUUGUUGUGGUGAAUGGGUUAGAAUCAAAGAUCUUUUCAACUCAGGUCUCGGUAGUGAGCAGAAGAAAGUCCUUCAGAAUUAUUAUCCAAAGUAUAACAAGAUGAGAAAGAAAACACAGAAAGUUAGGAUCUGCACAGACUGAAAUAACCAUCUUGAGAAGUUGGUCAAAUUAUAAUUGGUAGACAUAAUAAUGGUUCAAUUUAG
Molecule: messenger RNA, 1391 nt
Organism: Moneuplotes crassus
Lineage: Eukaryota; Ciliophora; Spirotrichea; Euplotida; Euplotidae
Source: the annotation of a GenBank genome assembly